This is a messenger RNA of Xiphias gladius (swordfish), 2548 nucleotides long. RefSeq names its product RNA polymerase I subunit F (gene polr1f). NCBI's taxonomy places the organism in Eukaryota, Metazoa, Chordata, Actinopteri, Istiophoriformes, Xiphiidae. Gene Ontology annotation, cellular component: RNA polymerase I complex. Bases 674 to 1822 code for a protein of 382 amino acids. The record is from RefSeq and is a predicted model, not a curated record. Gene Ontology annotation, biological process: DNA-templated transcription; DNA-templated transcription initiation. The transcript is spliced from 5 exons.
CUGUGUCUUUCCGCGCACGUGUGUACGGGUGUGUCCUACGCGCACUGUAGUUGCACUAAUUGACACCCCAGGUCACCCUAAUGCUCCCAAUGUGCCCUUUCAGGUGGGAACAGGAUACGGAAUCGAUGAGCGCCUCUUAUCAGGUGAACAUCUUUACGGGAUGCUUGCCAGCCUGGGCGGCGCAGUUUACAUAACAUUGGUUGGUAAGGAAAUGCAUCCUUUUAAUGUCGUCUCCAUAACUGGAAAGACUCGCGCGGGUCAUCAAAAUACUGUCCCCAACAUUUGAUUUCAAAGACAUUUUCGAGCCAGUUCGGUAAAACCGGAGAAGUAUGCGGAGCUGCUGUGGCGUGGCAGAGGAGUAAACGACUGCAUUGUGAGCUACGGGAUAAGAAGUGGACCGACCUGCUAGGAGGGCCCUGAGGCAAAAAUGAGCCGCUACACCCCUACUGACCCCCCGUCCCUCCCGGUCUGUUUGCGGCGCGGUACGUAUGACGGGGACGUGAGGUUACUACAUGUCCCCAGCCUCGCCGCGUGAUAAGCAACUUUAGUGCCCUCCUCGGCUGUAGUUCCGCCUCCCGACCAGCAGACGUCUACAUAAACAAAUGUUCGCCAAUGUUUAAGAUCCUCGAAGCGGAAAUCGCCCGUUGUUGGUCUUCCGGUCUUCCUGGGCAGCAUGGCGAACUCCGCGCAUGCUGAAGACGACCCAAAACAUGUGAAAAUGUCCGGCGAAAUCCCCGCCGCCUGCGCCCAAGUCCAGCCGAGCGACCUGCCCCCGGUAACGGGCAGCGAUGCGGGCGCGGUCCCGUGCUCGAUCCCGUCUUUUGUGGCCGCCUCCGAGCUGCUGUCGGCGCCCUACUCGUGUCUGGUCAUGAACACGCACCGGAGACACAUCGCCCUGCCGCCCAUGUACCUGAACAAGAAGAGGACGGGCAUACAGGAGGAGCUGGAGGCCGAGCUGCUCAAGUUCUCCCAGGGUCUGAAAGGAGUACCUUUGGCUUAUGACGGUAUCAAGAUAGUGGGCCGGCACGGAGACAUCUAUGAUGACAACGGUUACGUCCACAUGGACAUAGAGGCCAACUUUAUCGUGUUUCAGCCCAAAAAAGGACAGAAACUGCUGGGUAAGGUGAAUAAACUGGGAGCAAGCCACGUGGGCUGCCUUGUGCACAGCUGUUUCAACGCCAGCAUCCCCAAACCAAACCUGGUCUCUGUGGAGACCUGGAGGGACGCGGGGCCGAGGAUCGGAACAGAGCUGGAGUUUGAGGUGACUGCACUUGACGCUGAUAUUGCAGGGGUGCUGCUGAUCAGAGGACGGCUGGACAGGACCAGGGUCCAAGAGCUGAUGGCUAUGGGCGAGAGCUCAGAGGCGAGCGUCCCUGCAGAGCAGCCAGACGCAGCAGACACAGAACCAAACCCAGAAACCACAGAGUCUCCUGGCGAUGCCCCCAAGAAAAAGAGUAAGAAGAAGAAAAACAAAGUCAGAGAGGAGGAGAGAGAAGAAGAGGUGACACCCUCCUGCCAACAGGACAGCAACACCCCACCAGAGAUAAAUGGAACAAUGGAUGAGGCAAACAGCAACGAAGCUGGUGUGAAAAAGAGGAAGAAAAAGAAGGAGAAACGUCUGAAAGAAGAGGAGGAGGAGGAGGAAGUUGAGCUAUGUCCCAUGGAGGUCCAUGGGAGCGACUCCAGUGGCUACGUCAGCGACAAGUCAAGCAAAAAGAGGAAACAUGAAACUGGUAGCGAUGCCGCAUCUGGUUUUAGUGCAGAUCCUGAACCCCCAAAAUCCAAGAAGAAGAGGAAAAGCCACAUUAACCAGUUUGCCUGAAAAACUGAAUCAUUUUCUUUUUUGAAAGCAAUACUAAUUGUGUAGAAUAAUUGAGGUGAUACCAGCCAGGGUAAUGACAGUGGAAUAUACUGACGUACCUUAACGAUUAAACACAAUUUUUACGGAGCAGAGUGUCAGGCUUGCAGUUGAAGCCUUUCUGCAGUCUCCUUUUGUAACUUGUGCAAAAGCACAUGAGAGGACAAAUGCAGACUCGACAGAACAGUCCCUAUUGGAUUGUAAUUCCCUCCCGCUGCCUGACGGGGGCGCACAACUGCUUCAUACAUCCACACUUUGACACAAACAUACGGGAGUGAAACCAUGACAGCUUCAUCUGUUUAGCAGGGCCAUGAAACGGGAAGGAUUUUGCCUUGGAGUUAUGGAGCCACUGGGACAAAGGAAACUGGUGCAAGACAAGUGAGACUGCCAAACUCAAUUCAAGAAAUUUGUUCUUUUGCAUUUUGUCUUUAAUAGCACAGUCUAUGAAAGUUGCAAGAAAAGGAGAUUUUAUUUUUUUUUUUAACCACAUUAUAUUCACAAUAUUCAGUCAGAAUCCCAGUAAACAUCAUACACUGCAAUGAUGAAUUGUUUCUAGUGCUGUACUGACCUCCUUUAGCGUUGCAUGAACAGUUAUCACAUGGUGUGUUGUCUUUUUUUGACAGAGAAUCUUAAGAAAUGGAAAUUAAAUACUCAGUUUUCCUCCCAAUUAAAGAUCACUAUAUAUUUUCA